AUGAAGGACGUUGUGAUUAAUGUGAUUCCUAAAAUGCAAACAACUACGUUUGUUACUUCUGAUCCUAAGAAUUUUGAUUUUAUUGGUUCUAUUCCAGAAGUAAUGUUGGCUAGGGUUCUUCUAGAUAACGAUAUCAUUAAGGCUUACUGGACAUUGCAAGCUACUGGUGGUGUUCCCAAGAAACAGAAGCAACAAAAAAAGCAAAAGUAUAAGCGAACUGUGAUUAAUGCAGAUUCUGAUGAUCAAACUCAAAGCAAGGUUAUGGGAGAAGAUUGUUUUGUUCAUGAAGAAGAUACGACAUAUACUUCCGAAGUCCCUUUUAAGACUUUUGAACCAAUUGCUUCUAAUGAAAUUCUGAAAGUCUCUACACCGUUAUCGACUCCACCUGAGUCUGAUGUUAAUGAAAACAUUUUGAAAGAACCCAUCAUUAAUCUUUCUCAAACUCCAACACCACCACUUCUGAUAUCGACAUCCGUACCGAUUGAAUCUUCCAUUCCACGUAUUCCAAAAUUAGUUUUGGAACCAACAUCCACUGUUCAAACCACUUUGCCAUUUCAAUAUCCGAUAUUCACCAAUUCCACAACAACUCCUAUAGUGUCUUAA
Molecule: messenger RNA, 603 nt
Organism: Lactuca virosa
Lineage: Eukaryota; Viridiplantae; Streptophyta; Magnoliopsida; Asterales; Asteraceae
Source: the annotation of a GenBank genome assembly